Messenger RNA from Toxotes jaculatrix (banded archerfish), 10914 nucleotides. RefSeq names its product A kinase (PRKA) anchor protein 6 (gene akap6). The transcript has 23 exons. The coding region runs from base 1 to 7917 and encodes 2638 amino acids. Lineage: Eukaryota; Metazoa; Chordata; Actinopteri; Toxotidae. The record is from RefSeq and is a predicted model, not a curated record.
AUGAACAUCGUAGCUCUCUCACCCGUGGCCCCUGAGCCACCGUCCCCCAUGGUCACCUCCACCACACCCGUCACCCCGACCCUGGACCCUGACAGCUCCACCUGCCCUGCCGCUGUCACCACCGCCCCUCUCAGCCUGGAUCCAGACCAUCAGUCCCAGGAUGGGGUCUGCUCGCCGGGCCCCGGCCCCAGCCGAGGCAUGCUUACUGGAGGAGGACCUCACCUGGGUCGAGACCCCUCCAGGAGGUCAAAGAAACCUCCUCCCCUCCACACUGGAGCCGACUGGAAGGUCGUCCUCCACCUGCCAGAGAUCGAGACGUGGCUGAGAGCGACCAGUGACAGAGUCACACAGCUCACACACUCUGUGGGACAAGACGGCGACAACAGACACGUGGACGUCCACCUGGUGCAGCUCAAGGACAUCUGUGAGGACAUCUCAGACCAUGUGGAGCAGAUUCAUGCCCUGUUGGAGACAGAGUUCUCCCUGAAACUUCUGUCCUACUCUGUCAACAUCAUCGUUGACAUCAGGACGGUGCAGCUCCUCUGGCACCAGCUGAGAGUGUCGGUCCUGGUCCUGAAGGAACGUCUGCUGCAGGGUCUCCAGGACUCCAACGGAAACUACACCCGCCAGACUGACAUCCUGCAGGCCUUCAGCCAGGACCAGCACCAGACUCGUCUGGACGCUCUGACAGAGGUGGACGACUGCGGUCAGCUGACCAUUCGCUGCAGUCAGGACUACUUCUCUUUGGACUGUGGUAUCACCGCCUUCGAGUUGAGUGACUACAGCCCAGGUGACGAGCCCGAGGCCCGGGCAACGGAGCCAGACGUCCAGGACCCUUCAGAGGAACAAGAGCUAGAUCGAGCCCAAGGUCCAAACCCACAACUGGUGUCAGCAGAGAGUGAGGGACCCUGCCUCCAAAACCACGAACUCCAUAACAGUUUACCUGAACUCACCACGCCCGGUGACUUAACAAACCACAGCCAUUCUCCGCCAGUGUUGCUCAGAAUGCAAUGUGGCGUGCCCAACCACAGUGAAAGUGCAAAGCGCCCCCUGCAGGGAGUGAGCCACAGCACUGAGGUGUCGCCCACGCAGCCAUCCCUCCCUAAGAGAGCCGCCCUGUUCUCAGACGGAGGAGCCAGGGUGGAGGACUCAAGGAGAGGUCUGGGCAAGGUUAACCCGCUCUCUGGGCUUCAGUUCCAGGCCGAGCUGAGUCGAAGCACCCCCUCUCUCAUGGAUCCUCCGGAUCGCUCCAAGUUCUGGUUAGAGCUGGACUCGGUUUACCCGGAAACUGUUUCACAGUCCUAUGAGAGCCUGCAGGUCACGAACGGGCGGAAUCUGCAGAGAAACCAUGUGAGCUCCAGACACGGUGGAAGCUCAGAGGGGUGCGUACAAAGACCGCUGACCGACCAGAGGAGCUCAUCGGCAGCCAGACCAACCGCCAACGCCCUCCUGCCUCUCCAGGGCUCGAUGUGUCAGGAUGAGAUAUCAAAACAAAUGGAGAGGACGCAGAAGGAGACACAUGCACACAGUGAGGGGGAUUCUGACUCCUCCUUGCCCUCACCCAUGAGGGAACAGCUCCUCUCCUCAGACCUGGAGGCAUCUGGAGAAGAGUCAGACCCCCGACCACCUCCCAGCAAGACGGCGGUCUGGAUUGUGAAGCGCCAGGGACAGAAGGGGGCCCAGCUCUCAUCAAAGGCCAGUCCAGACCGGGAGCACUGGUAUGGGUCAGAAGAGUUCCUGGCUCUCCCUGCUCAGCUCCGCAAGACUGAGAUGCUCGCUAUGAAGCUGGAAAGCCUGGCUCAGUCCAUCCCGCUGGGACCUGGUGACUCCACCCAGGAGGCUCUGCAGGAUGUAGAUGACUGGGAUUUGACAGAGCUCAACCCAGACUGGGACGUGGCAGACAAUGUGAGCAGUGUAGGGGAGAGUGGGGACGACAUUCCUCUGCCGCCGCUGCUCCCUUACAGACGAAACCUGGUCAGCCGCUUUAGCCCCACUUCCUCCAGUGACAUAGCACCUUCAGUGGGUGAAAGCAUCGAGUCCGGCCCCUUAAGCGACCUGCAGUCUGAAGAGGACGAAGGACGGAGGUCUGCGGACUGCCACCUGCAGCUGACAGCACCUCUGGUGGACAGACGUGGAGGAGGGUCCCUAGUGCAACAGCUGCUGGAGGACAUUCAGAGUCAGGACAAAGACCCGGAUAUCUGGAAGAAGAUAGAGUGUUUCGUGCAGCAGUUGGACGGGUUCAUCUCGUGGCUGCAGGAGGCGCUGGACAGCACGGAGAACUGGACGCAGCCCAGACAGGAGCUGGACAGCCUCAGGGUGUACCUGGACACGCACCUGAGUUUCAAGCUAAACGUGGACAGUCACAGCGCUCUGAAGGAGAGCAUAAUGGAGGAGGGAAGAUCGCUGCUCACCGUCAUCACCUCCCACCAAUCAGGUCUAAAGGAUAUCCUCCAUAUGGUUUCCAGCCAAUGGGAUCAGCUACAGCGGCAGAUCCGGCGCCAACAUGGCUGGAUGCUCCGCGCCCUCCGCUGCAUCCAGGCCCGCCUCCUUUACACCGGCCAAUCGCACGAGCUCUUCACAGCCUCAGUGGACCUGUCAGCCUGUCGGCAGGCUCCGUGCCCCACAGACGGCCUCAAGGCUGAGCUGAUCUCCAGUCAGUGUGAAGCACAGCGAGCCGCUCUGGAGCAGAUGGCUGUCAAACUAAGCAGCCUACGCUACCCCUCACCCACCAGCAGGAGGCACUGCAGUCAGCUGGCCAGGAGCAACAGUCUGCAGGAGUUUGAGGCUGAGUAUCAGGAGCUCUGGGAUUGGCUGAUGGACAUGGACGCCAUGGUAACGGACAGUCACCAGCUGAUGAUGUCAGAGGAGCAGAGACAUCAUCUCUUCAAGAGCAGCCACGCUGAGCUGAUGAUGAUGGAGAGCAGGAAGACCAGCCUGCUGGGCCGAGCCGAGUCUCUGAAGAGGAGCGGCACUGAACUACCCGGCAACUUCCACAGCAAGAUACACAACCUGACACACACAUGGAAGCAGCUGGAGAAAAUCCUCUCAGAGCCUUCUGGACCUUCCCAGCAGAACCAGUCAGCCAACGUGAACUCUCUGCUGGUCGGUGGUCGGGGCGUCACCGUGGACAACCCUCGCUCUGCCCUCUCCCCGCUGACCAACUCGCUCCUGGAGCAGCUGGAGGCUCGUAUCAAAGAGCUGAAGGCAUGGCUGCGAGACACCGAGCUCCUCAUCUUCAACUCGUGUCUCAGACAGGACAAAGACGCCUCAGAGCAGCUGCAGAGCUUCAAGUCUCUGUGCUCAGAGGUGCGAGCACGACGCCGAGGAGUCUCCUCCGUCCUGAAGCUCUGCCAGAAGCUGCUGCAGCAGAGCCAGUCGGGCCCCAUGGCGGAGGUGGGCCCAGAGGCGGAGCAGCACCGGGAGGCCCUGCAGCUGCUGUCAAUCAACCUGGAGAGGAGGUGGGAGGCAAUCGUGAUGCAGGCGCUGCAGUGGCAGAACCGACUGAAGAGGGAGCUGGGAGAGCAGCAGGUUCCCGGGAAUUUUCUUGAACCAGGUCUCGUUGACCUCCACCAGAUAAGCCCAGUCCCGGUUGGUCCAGUGGCACCGGCGACAGAUGACUCCUGGGAAUGGGAUGAAACCGAUAUGACAAUCACAGAACCAGAGCCACAAGAAGUACCAGAACCCGACCUCACGCACAACCUCCCCACAGAAACAAGUCUGCCCUCGGACAAUGUUCUGUCCAAUGGGAAUCAGCCCGACAGGAUUCAAACCAGUAUUCCAGGCGGUCAGCGUCCUGAGAACGUGCCCAGCGUGACCUCCCAAGCUGCCCCGCCCAACAACAAUAACAUCUACCAGGUGUACAGCCUCCAUAAUGUCGAAUUAUACAGACAGCCUCAGUUUCCUCACAGCUCGUCCUCUGUUCGCAAAACCAAGUCAGGAAAACACAAACAGCAACUCCUGCUGAAGAGCCUGAGUAAGGACUCCUCUUUCUCCUCCAUCGAAUCCCUCCCAGACCUCCUGGGAGGACUGAUGUCAAACAGCCGAGGAGGAGACAGGAUGACUGGAUACCGGGACAGGGAGAGUGAAAGGGAGGGCGGCAGAGGAAGUGGCCAGUCGGCGAACAGUCGUCGGUCAGAGUGUGAGAGCGGGAUUGUUAGUGAUACAGGAGACACAGAGACGACGACAAACUCUGAAAUCCAGGGACAGGAAGAGGACCUGGGGGAAGAGGAGGAGGAGCAGGAAAACGGGCAGAGGAAGGAUGAAACUGAUCUGAGUCUGCACAAAAACAAUAUCCAUAAGUACAGUCGAAGAAUCAAGACGGACGAUAACAAGAAGGAGAAAGGAUGGAGGAGGGAUGAAAACAGAAGAAACAGAGAGGAGGAGAAAAGGAGGAGACACAGGAGGGGAGGAGGUGAGGCGGUCGAGAUCCUAAUCAAUGGGCGUGGGAUCCUGACGCCCGCGGACUCUGACUCUGACUUUGAGGUCGGAGGACUCACUGUCGAUUCCUCCAAGCCCUUCAUGUCCCGCAGUGACAUCACAGAGUUCAAAGCUGACCAGUUCAAUGGUUUGGAGACUCCUCCCGCUCUCAGCCGCCGGGCCUCAAGUCCAGUUUUAUCUCAGGGCUCCUCUCUGGAGUCUCUGCUGGCUCUGGGUGUGGAGUUAUUUCCCUCCAAAGACCCGCUGCAUCGCAGGGCCUCUCUGGAGAGCUGCGUGGCCCCGUGUCGCAGCGCUGAAGGGGAGACCGGAGGCAGCUUGUCCAGCCUCGGGGAGUUGGACCUGGGGCAGAGCAGAGAGGUGGAUGGAGGUGAACCAGGAAAGAAGAACACUGAAAAUGCGCAGGGAGAACCAUCCUCUGGGGAACUGAGCCGAAGAACCCUCGAUCUCCUGAAACGCCUGGAGAACAUUCAGAGUCCUGUGGCGGCGAAGAUGACCCGCAGUGUCUCUGACAUGACGCUUCGGAGCAUCUCCCCACAGCGGAGCCGGCUCCCUGCCUCGCCUUCUCUAGGCGGACGACUCACGCCCCUCUCUGGGAUUUCAGGCUCGUCACGGAAAGGACCGCCAUCCCUGAUCAAUGAGAGCUCAGCAACAGCAUCGCUAACAGAGCUGAGCAGCACCGAGGACUCCUCUCUGGGCUCUGAAGAUUUCACCGCGCUCAGAAAUCACCGGCACCUCUUCCUGGAUCCCGCCACGGCAGCAGUGGCCAACUCAGGCUCCUAUAGGAAACGUUGCCACGGAAACAGCCGAGGAGGGCAGGGCAUGGAUGAAGCAGAUGCAGCGAGCUUGAGCAUGGUGGUGAACGUGUCUUGUACAUCGGCAUGCACAGAUGAGGACGAGGACGACAGCGACCUCCUGUCUUCCUCCACGCUCACGCUCACCGAGGAGGAGCUUGGCAUACGGGACGGAGAGGAUGAAGAGGAGGAGAGGCUGAGCGGCGGCUCCUCAGGUAAUGACGACGAUGAGGAUGACGAUGAGGAGGAGAUGGAGGGCUCCUACGUGCUGGGGCUGGAGUACAUGAAGAGGGAGCUGCAGAGCUGGAUCCGAUCUCCUCGCACCUCCUCUUCCUUCACCUCUAAGACUGAGGCAGGCCUCCGGGACGAGCUGCAGUGCGGAACCCAGCCGUCCUCCACCAUCACCGCCUCUUCUCAGAGCAAGGAGCAGCACAGUUUUCUAAACCGCUCAGCUGCUAAAUUAAUAGAAACCAACACUAACAGUGGCAACAACAAAAGAGAUAAGAAAGAACAGGAGGAAGAGGAGGAGAACAGGAGGAACGCAACAAGAAGCUACAUCAGCCAGUUUGUAGACGACGUGGAGAACGGAAACGUGGACCAGAGCUGUUUAAAAGGGAAAGACGAAGAUGACGAGCUCCUCAGGGAGGAGUCGAGUGUGUUCACAAAGAAAGGAGAGUCCCUGAGGGAAGCGUACGUGUUCGCCAAAACAGGAGAGUCCGUUCGGGACGUCAGUGAUUUGAUAGUAAAAACAGAAUCAAACUCAGUGAAGCAGCUUUCUUCAUCACAGACCUGUGAACUCCUUCCACUUACGUCCAAACGGGCUUCCUCAUUGGUGGGACAGCUGCGGGGGGAGUUGCCCUGCCACAGCUCCUCCCUCCCCUCACCUCCUUCCCUCUCACCUGUUGAGGACUGCACAUCCCACGAUGCCUUGCACAACAGCAGACCGGCAGCCGGAGGAAGGAAGGCCCUCACCAUUCAGGAGAGGUUCAAAUUCUCAUCCUUUGUGACCGAGGAGACAAGGAGGGAGGUCCGAGACAAAGAAUCGUCGCUGCCUCCCAGAAAACGGCACAUUUCUCACUCAUCCUGCCACAACCACCUUCCCUCCCCGUCCUCCCUCCAUCCGUGUGGUGCAGACAAGGGCAAGAAAGAGAAUGUGCAUGACUUUGUAAUGGAGAUAAUUGACCUGACCUCACUGGCACUGAAGAGCAAAGAGAACCAGCCUGAAGAACCGAACGAGGCCGAGACCAGCGGGUCCAAUCCAGACCAGGGCCCUGCAUCACUAGCACAGAUCAGAGACAAGGUGCUCGAACACUCCCAUCGGCCUCUCCACCUUCGUAAGGGAGACUUCUACUCCUACCUGUCUCUCUCCUCCCAUGACAGCGACUGUGGCGAGGUCAGUCAGUGCUCUGAGGACAAGAGCUCCACUCCGGCGCCCUACAGCAUCCCGUCUUACAUCACACCAACACAAGGCCUGAGCAGCCCGAGCCCUGAGCUGUUUACAAGCACCAGACAGCAAAUAGCAGCCUCCAGCUCAGCCCAGUCCUCCAAACGCUCCUCUCCUAGCCUCGACUCCAAGAACAACCUCCGUGCUCUCGAUUUGAAGUCAGCGGACAGCCAAGCUAACCGUGCUGCUAACGGUGUCCACGCUGACGAGCUGACUAGCCCCUUGCUGUCCCUGCCCCCCAGCCCUGACAUCAGGGACGAGGAGACGCUGUUCGCAGCCUGCACGGAGCAGGUUUACCUGGGCCCACCUCUCUGCUACAGCAUGGUGCUCAGCAGGAAGCCGGGGAGGCACCUGCUGGAGGAGGAUCUGGAGUGUUUGUCUUCACUGGACCCUGGUCACAGACUCAACGCCAGUCUGACAUAUUUGCCUUGUUCAAAGCCAAAUGAUAAGGACUGUGUGAUGGACAGAAACCAGGAUCCCUCCAGUCUCACAGUGAUGACACAGGAAGCACAGAGCUCCUUCUCUCCUUUCCUGGAGCCUUGUUACGGCUCAUUUUCCACCUCCACGCCCUCGACGACCAUCGCCGCCUCCCUCCAGGGGCCCGGCUCCAAACCAAAAGACGACAGCCCUUCCUCCUUUCCUCCGCCUGUGUCCCCUGGCGCCAAGCAAGAGAAGCGAGGUGAGGACCCGUACCUCCUCUGUGAUGUCGCUGGAAGAGAAGUCGCGGUCGCUGCGAGUGUCACUACGCCGCAGGAGGAGAGGAGUCGUAAUGAGGGGCCUCCUUAUCUUAAUCCCUGGGCGCGUGUCGCCCCGAUAGACUCCUCCGCAGCCGAAUGUUUGGCAGAUACUAAAACGCUUGAAUCCAAUAUGGGCGCCGUAAUGACCAAGAUAAGUGUCUGCAGCUCCGCUACAAAUCCCUCAAAAGAGCCAGCCGCCACACGUAUUAAUCCCAAAAUUAACUGCUCGGUGAUGAGAGAGGCAGAUAGGGAGGAGGGGGAGCGGCGAGGAGAGGCGGAUACUUGGCGGGUGAGGCAGGAGGAGAAGGGGAGAAGAGGGCGGAGCGGCUCGCAGCAGGACGCAAAGACAGUGGCAGCAAAGCAGGUGAGCUCUCAGUCCGCUGUCAAUCAUACCACCAGAGCAGCUCAGGGGCGGAGCCAGGCCUCAGUGAGAUGCCCGACCUCAAGGACGGGGACAGUUAGAAGACUGCCUGUCCUGGGAGCUGGACCCUCCGGGAUCCAGCUGUAAGGGAGCUCUCUCCAUCUCCUCCCCGCUGAGCUGAUCUCUCUUCUGGGCUUCAUCUCUCCAGCUGCCUCCUCUCUGCUUCUGGAGCUGUUCACACCUCUGAUCUCUUCAGUCAAACUGAGAAGUCAUGCGGUCGUUUCCGAGUGACCUUCGUGUUUGUUUCUUAGUUGAGGUUGAUACGAUGCAUGUUGUGAUCAGAUCCAACAUUUUCACAGGGACUGCACACAGUCUGCUUUCAGGACUGAUUGAUUAUAAAGCAGCUUUUAGAGUUUGGCUGAACAUAUUUUUGUGGUAGUCCGAGGACAAUAUAUACAACUUACAUCAAAAUACAGUGUCAGCAUCAUUAAGUGGAAGAUUUUAAGAGUUAGGAAGAAAAUCAUGUAGUGAAAUUAUAUCCAACAAAUUAAAUGUGAUUAUCAAAGUAAAUAUUAGAAUUAAAAAUGGGACAAAAACACUUUGGUGAGUUUGCGGUCAGGUUGAGUUUCAGGUUGGCUGAGGAGGGAGAUGUCUCACCGAUGGCUCAGAUGAUCACAUCUGAAUGAAGGAAACACACAAUCAGCUUCAGCUUCACUUUAUGUUUUUAGCUUGUUUUUUUUUGUGUGUCUCAUUGUUUGGGCCACAUGACUCGUAAACAUAAAUAAGAUGCUAUGAGAACUGACUCGUGCCACCUGAACUGUUGGACUGUACCAAUACAUUAAGUCACAACAGACGGACAAAUACAGCCCAGGACUCAUUAGUCUGAGGAGGACGUGGAUGUGACUGAUUCACUCUGACUCCGUCUUCCUCUGUGUGUUUCCUUCCAUCAGCUGCUUUCUGUUGUUUACUGGAGGCUGGUUGCACAAAGACAUAUUAGACGGGUCUGACAGAGUAAGUCUGCUUCUGCUUUUGCUCUUUCAUCUAAUGUGAGUUUAACAAAGGUGGAAAGUCCAUUUUAAGCCACAAAGAAACGGACUCUCCAGACCAAUCACAGCUUGGUGGGCGGAUAAAGAAUGAGGAUGUUAUCAUGUUAUCAUCCAACGACCAGAAAAACAGCAACAGAAAAAGUUCAACUUAAACUUAAACCUGAAAUCUGAGAGUCUGUGCAUCGAAGUUUGUCUUUGAACAACCAGGAAGUUCUUCCCUUCUUCAUCCAUCUCUGUCAUUUUUCUGGAGCUACCUCACUAACUGCUCACUCUCACACCAGGCCAGUUUGGCCAGUUUGCAUGACUUCGUACUGGAUCUCACUUUUUGUGCUGCAGCUGUGAACACGCUGUUAUCUUCCAAACAUACUGUUAAACUAAAUGCUGCAGUGUUGUAGCACAAGUAGCACGUUACGUCCUAAAACUACAGACCUGGUCUGUGUCUACACAUGAUGUCAGUAUUCGUAUCAUAGUGCUGUGACUUGGUCCGGCAGUAGGUCGUUCACGGUCGUAGCAGUGGUAGAAAGUUGCCAUCCUGUUGUAUCAGCACCACACUGCAGCCUGUGAGUUACACACUACAUGUUGUACGGCUCAGUGUAAUGCAUCACACAACCAGCCUGUGUGAUCUGAAGACCAUUAUGAAGAAAUGUUUAAAGGGUUUGAAAGAACUUAGUGUUAACAGAGAAAAUUAGUCAUGAUUACCAGACGUAUUGUUUCUGAUGAGAGAAACAAAAGUUAGUGUUAAUGAAGGCGACAAAUACUAAAACAUGUUUAAACAACCCGCACUCGUAUCAGCACGAUCGUCUCUGUCGAACUCAGCUGUGACAUGAAGAGUCCAGUGAGUCGUGUUACAGAAGCUGAAACUGGACCAGCAGAGGACGGAGCUUUUUGGAGCGGACGCCCGAUUGGACGCCUUCAUGGUCGAUGCCUGAUCUUUAUUUUGUUUUACUUUGACUCUGGCUGUUUUUCACUCCUUCAUCUUACAGGAUGUUUCACGUUUUUUAAAGUCAGCAGCAUCACCAUUUUCUAACGUGUGUCCCUCAACAUUAAAGCAUUCAUGCUCGGUCCAGCUGGUUUUCACCACAGAAGUGAAACGUCUUGACGGAAAAGUCUUUGAAUUUUCCAACUUUAUGGGCAAACAGUGACUAUUGGAACAUUUAGGUUAGAGGGGGGAAAUAGUGGUAGUGCUUGGUGAAUCAUCCGUAGACCAUGUCCCUCCUUCGGGCCUUCAGGUAUCACGUUAGGCUGAGUCCUUCGAGGAAUGUAUCACCUUGAAAUGGGACACAAAUGCUUUUAGUGACCAGUCACCAUCAUGAGACCAGGACUGAUCCGGAACGUUGAUGAAUUGUUGGAUAAACGUGCUGCUGUGGUUUCUGGGAGAAGUCAGUGUGCUUUAGAUGGAAAUAAUAUCCAGACUCUCGGGGUCGUGUGCAGCUCCGUCUGAGCUGAGGGUUGAACCAGGUGUCCAAAAAUAAAUCAUAAGUAAAAACUAAAACGGUAUUUUAUCUAUGCAACACAACCAAAGUUGGCAAAAGCUGAAGUCGUGUCGUUGUGUAGGCAUUAAGGUUUGAUGACUGUUGACAAGGACGUGUGUUGUUGUUAAUAAUACUGCUGUGUGUACACCACUACUGUACCAUGUAUUCUUUUCUUUUUUAUUUUCUAGAAAACUCCUGAGAUGAUGAUUAGCAGUGACGCUGGGGUUUGGGAUUGGUGUUGGACAGGUGUGAGUGUGUGUGUGUUUGUGUGAGUGUGUGUGUGUAGGACAAAAUAGGGUUUGAAAUCUUUAAAAUAUAAUUGUGUGCCUUGCUCUACUGUUACUUCUUCUACCUUUUUUGUUAAUUAAAACCACUGCUUUCCCGGUUAGGUGAUGAAAACAUGCAACACAAAAAAAAUAAAAUAAAGAUGAGAAACAAAGAGUUUCAUGCAAGGUUCAUGUUGAGCUUGUGUACAUAUGUAAAGGUGUAAAACCUUGGUGUGCAGAGGGAGGAAUGCUUGGUGUUUGUGUUUAUUUAUGUAUGUGAUCUGUGAUGUGGAAUAUCUUUAUUAUUAAUAUUGGCCAUAAAGAGCUUGACUGCAUGGUUCCUGCUAAUUACAAUGUAAA